This is a messenger RNA of Mesorhabditis spiculigera, 1794 nucleotides long. The record is from the annotation of a GenBank genome assembly. Lineage: Eukaryota; Metazoa; Nematoda; Chromadorea; Rhabditida; Rhabditidae.
AUGCCGUCCGCGGUGUCACGAUCCCUCCCCGGAGUCUCAGAAAUAGCCACGGCGCUGCCGUUAAUAGCCUCAAUCAUCGACGGAAAUGACACACUUGCCGCCCAGCCGGAGGACUUUGAGCCCAUCCACGAUCCUCAUCACACGGGUCAAUUUUUCCACUUUGACGAGACGGGAGCGCCACUGACGAUUUUGGCCAUCAUCGCGUUGAUCGGGUUUUUGAAGACAGCCCUAAUUAAAGCCCGAGGCGUGCCCCACUCGGUCCUGUUGCUCAUCUUCGGCUCAGCCGCCGGCUUCAUAUUAACACGGGUCAUCACACAAGACUUAUAUCUGCGUCCACAAUGGUUCUUCUACUACAUGCUGCCCCCAAUCGUGUUAGAAGCCGGGUAUUUCCUGAAGAACAAGGACUUUUUCCACAAUCUCGGCACAAUUACGCUGUUUGCUGUGAUCGGGACGAUUAUGAAUACGGCAAUGAUUGCCGCCAUGCUCUACGCGGUUCGCGGUUGGUUCACCAUCAAUUUGUCGUUGCUCGAGAUCACGCUGUUCUCAAUCCUGAUCUGCGCUGUAGAUCCGGUCGCUGUUUUGUGUGUAUUUGAGGAUAUUCACGUCAACGAGCUGCUGUACAUUUGCGUAUUCGGAGAAAGUCUGCUCAACGAUGCCGUCACCAUUGUUCUGUUCAACACCGUCUCCUCGUUGGUGACAAGUUCGACCGGCGGCGCAAAUCAGAUCACGAUCGGUGCAGCGGAGUGUGGACAAGCCUUGGGGCAUUUCUUCCGGGUAUCAUUAGGCGGAAUCGGAUGCGGAGUAGUUGGCGGAUAUCUUACAGUGCUAUUUAUGAGAUUCCUCGUCACCUUCCAAAUAGCCCAGCCCAUCAACCUCAUCGCUUGCCCGAUCGUGUGCUAUUUGUUGACCGAAAGCAUGCAUUUAUCGGCAAUUCUAUCCCUCGUCGUGAUCGGUAUCAUCAUGAAGAACUACAUGCCGGGCAACGUCUCCGAUCCGAUGGUGUUUACUGUGGAAUACCUGCUGAAGAUGGGCUCGUCGUAUUCCGAAUCCCUGGUCUUCGUCUUCCUCGGAGUUUCCGUUGUCUCCUCGAACCACCAGUUCGAUUUCUGGUUCGUCAUCUGUACACUGACCGGAUGUUUAGUUUUCCGGUUUAUAGUCGUCUACUUCCUCAGCUUCAUGGCCAACAGGUACCGCGCGGAGACGGAGCGUAUCAGCAUCGUCGACCAGUUCGUGAUUGCUUAUGGAGGAAUUCGAGGAGCCGUCUGCUACGGUCUCGUCAUGGCCAUCGACGAGAACUUUUUCCCGGCUAAACAAAUGUUUGUCACGACAACGCUGGUCGUCAUUUUCUUCACUACGAUUGUUCAGGGCUCCACCAUCAAGAAACUUGUCGAGUGGUUGAAGGUCAAGCGCAGCAAGAACUUUGGAAAAGAAUCCGAGAAGAAGCGAGUCAUCGACUACUUCUUCGGCGAGACCAACAAGCAUCUGAUGUUCUACAUUGAGGACUUGAUAGCGCACCAUGGACAAAAUUGGUUUUUCCGAAAAUUCCUUGAGAAAGACCGAAAAUGGAUCAAGCCGUUUUUGGUGGCAAACUACAAGCAUUUGGAUUGUCAAAUUGUUGUGCAGCACCAGCGGCUUGAACUUGACGAAUAUGCUUGUAAUAUCAGAGGCCAAGGCGGCUCCUUCGCGGGUCUCCCCACCGUCUCCUCCCUCGCCGACAUGCAGCUCCACCCCGGCCUCCCCAAGUCGAAAUCCGAGGCCCUACUGGCACCUCGUAUCCUCGACCCGUACGCGCGC